AUGUCCAACAGCAGCUCCAUCAGGCACUUCCUCCUGCUGGCAUUGGCAGACACGUGGCAGCUGCAGCUCCUGCACUUCUGCCUCUUCCUGGGCAUCUCCCUGGCUGCCCUCCUGGCCAACGGCCUCAUCAUCAGCGCCGUAGCCUGCGGCCACCACCUGCACACCCCCAUGUUCUUCUUCCUGCUCAACCUGGCCCUCACUGACCUGGGCUCCAUCUGCACCACUGUCCCCAAAGCCAUGCACAAUUCCCUCUGGCACACCAACAACAUCUCCUACUCUGCAUGUGCUGCUCAGGUGUUCUUCUUUUCAUUCUUCAUGUCAGCAGAGAUUUACCUUCUGACCAUCAUGAGCUACGACCGCUACGUGUCCAUCUGCAAACCCCUGCACUACGGGACCCUCCUGGGCAGCAGAGCUUGUGCCCACAUGGCAGCAGCUGCCUGGGCCAGUGCCUUUCUCUAUUCCCUGCUGCACACAGCCAAUACAUUUUCCCUGCCCCUGUGCCAUGGCAAUGCCCUGGGCCAGUUCUUCUGUGAGGUGCCCCAGAUCCUCAAACUCUCCUGCUCACACUCCUACCUCAGGGAACUUGGGCUCAUUGCUGUUGGUGUCUGUUUAGCACUUGGCUGUUUUGUGUUCAUUGUUUUCUCCUAUGUGCAGAUCUUCAGGGCUGUGCUGAGGAUCCCCUCUGAGCAGGGAAGGCACAAAGCCUUUUCCACCUGCCUCCCUCACCUGGCCGUGGUCUCCCUGUUCCUCAGCACUGCCUUUUUUGCCUACCUGAAGCCCCCCUCCAUCUCCUCCCCAUCCCUGGAUCUGUCCCUGUCAGUUCUGUACUCAGUGGUGCCUCCAGUCCUGAACCCCCUCAUCUACAGCCUGAGGAACCAGGAGCUCAAGGCUGCACUGUGGACACUGAUGACUGGAAGGUUUCAGAAACUGUGA
Molecule: messenger RNA, 933 nt
Organism: Cinclus cinclus
Lineage: Eukaryota; Metazoa; Chordata; Aves; Passeriformes; Cinclidae
Product: olfactory receptor 14A16-like
Exons: 1
Coding region: 1-933 (310 amino acids)
Biological process (GO): G protein-coupled receptor signaling pathway
Cellular component (GO): membrane
Molecular function (GO): G protein-coupled receptor activity; olfactory receptor activity
Source: RefSeq, a predicted model, not a curated record